AUGGAUUUACCGGCUUCAUAUUACGGGGAACUGGAUCACAGAAACCCAGUUAUUUCAUCCUUCGAACGAGACAUUAACUCGUUCAUGAUGUCGAUGAAACUAGUCUCCUCUCCGGCCUGCCGGGACCAGCGCCCCUACGUGAAAGGGAUUAAAAUCCUGGCGGAGAUUUGGAAAAAGUACAAACAACGACUGCCUUCGAAGUUCUACCUGGAGCGCAUGUUGCAGAUUGCAGAUUUUCUUUUCGGAAAAAAGUUGUACCAGUUUGCUUUUUGGCAAGGAUACAGCCUCCACCUGCUGCAGUUCAGCUCCGUGGCAAUAACGGAGAUCACAGAUGUGGAGCGCUUCAUGGGCUGCUUCUUCCCAGAAGGUUUUGAUACGGACCAAGAUACCUUCGCCAUGAAGAUCCGUGCAAUGCACGGCUGCGCCUUGUGUAUAUUUGAGCAGGAGAAAAGACACAGCGUUCUCAGCCAGAAGGGACUCUGUAAACUUCUGCAUGUGCUGAACUUCAUCAGGAUCAUGAUGCAGGCGUUGCAGCAACACGAGCACCUCUGCUGGCAAUUAUAUAAUGCCUCAUUACUCAUGUACACCGUCUGCCGUUACCUGAUGACCAUGAAUUGUAGUGCACAGGCUCUGGAGUACCUUCUCUGGACAAGCAUCAGUUUAGAGCUGUCCAUCACUCUGAUGACCGCCAAGUAUCUAACAUGGAUUGUCACACUCUACUGUGCUGUCUGCCACUGUUACUAUGACAACCAGGCUGCUGUGCAGGCGGAGGAAUUUGCCAGGAGAGCCCUUGGAAAAAUCAACGAGUUAGCAAAGCUGGAGGAGCAGAAGGAAGUUCCUGCCACCAGAGAGACCCAGAGAGCUUUCAAAGAAGCCUCUAUCAAGCUGGCUGCCAUGAUAUUCAAGCGUGCAGCGUUUGAGGCCCGGAGAAGACCCAAACACAUGUUCAGAAUCAAAAGAAAAAGUGCCUUGAAGGACAUACCCAAUGGUCCGUGGCCUCGCACGACAACAGAGCGCAUGCUCAUGGGCCUGUUUGACAGCGGUCCGGCGCAGUUUUUGGGCAUCUUGGAAGCACUUUGGGACGGCACCAGACGCCCGCUGCAGACGAGGAUGCCAGAUGAACCGGACCUGCAGGAGGUGAUCCUGGAACUCCUGUCUGCUGGCAUUAGUAUAUUGUCCGGAGUCGCAACCAAUAGUGAGUCUCCUGUGAGUCUUGGUGCACUGACACCAGCGUCCACACUAAUGGAUUUAGCUAUGACAGGAGAAAACAAAGUCCCCAUCAUGUCUGCAGUGAGGUUUAUUAAGAUCUUGUUUCAGUACAAGCAGCCAGAGGCGUUCACUGAACUAGCCACAGAGAUGCUGCAGGUUUUGUCUGGGGUGGAGGGUCAGUCAUUCAGGAGAGCAGAGCUGGAGCUUGCUUUACUUGACAGGUUCCACAGCCUGCUGUCUUCCCAGAGGAGCCAUCCUAGUGAAGACAACAUGACGGAUGACAAGUCUUCCUUUUCAAUGGGCGAUGAGUUCAGGGACCUGGUAGAAACCCUGCACAAGUCAGUUUGUGCCUCCGCUCCUGAGGUGCAGCCGGACGGCGACCUCGUUUUGGAUGUUGUGUUAUUUCUGUGGGGUAAAGUGAAGCUGAUGAUCCAGAAGUAUCAGCUACAAAACCAAGAGUUUACACACCACCACGAGAAGGUAGAUACUUAUGACACGUGGCUGAGGUGUCUGUUCAUGCUGUGUGAGGUGGCCGAUGCCCGUGACCUGGCAACUGUCGACUGCAUCAUGACGGUGGAGAUGAUUCACACGUUGGCCAUCCUGCUAGAAAGUGCAGCUGAACGCAGUCAUCUAAGCCCAGGAGCUUGUGAAGCCGCCUGUGAGGGUGUGAAGUCAAGCUCUUCCCCUCUUCUUGAGAGUUCAAAUACAGAGCUGCUUCAGAGGGUGUGUGAGGUGGUGGAUCGGGGUCUUGAAGCUCUGGCAAAGGGUGUAGCUACACUGUUGCCCCAAAAUUGCUCAGCGAUCAUUGAUUCUGCCUUCAUGCAGAGAUUUGAUCGUCUCCCUCCAUCGGCUCCCUCCUUAUUUUCUCCGACAUCAUCAGAGGAGGGAAAUAGAGAAGAAGAAAAAUGUCAGAAGAAGAAAGAAGAAGUGGAAACUAAGACAGAAUCUGAUAUAAGAGCCUCUGGACACACUCAGCCCUCUCAUGUGUUCCUGCGGGCCACAGACCUUCAUCUAAAGCUCGUCAUCAUCCACCACAGGGCUUCCCUCAAGUUACUGCAGCUAAAUGCAGUUUCAGAGUCUGACCUGUUGGACUGGAUCAAGAACAACAAGGUGUCCAAAGCUCUCUUUCUGAUGCAGAAAGCCUCGCAGGCCUUCAACAUGGAGCCAAAGAACCGCAACGAAACCGAGCGUCUUCUAGAGGAGGCCUUCACCUUGACGGAGAAAGCCGGGGUGGAAGAGAGAAAACUUUAUAUCUCCACCACCCCUGAGACUCCGGCUGAAAACCGAGAUAAAGGGAAGAAGGAGAAAGAAGACAACCCACCACCUCCCCCUCUCCUGCUCUCUCGCACUGACCGCUCCUUAAGCUUUUCCCCAGCACCUUAUAACUCGGAGGGACAAGUGUGCUGGUAUCAGCUCUGUGGCCGUGCAGCGGAGGGCAUUAACCUGAAAGUCCGCCUUGGAGACUGCAGCCUGCAAGGAACUGGAACUAUGGUACCAGCAGCGUCUGGUGAGUGCGUGCUGAGAGCGGAGGGGCUGGAGCCCAACCAGAAGUAUGUGUUUGCUGUAGCAGCCUACAACUUCCAGGGCAAUCUCCUGGGCAACGCCAUAGGAGGGUCAACAUUCCCAUUGCUGGCAUCCUUGCCGGUACCACUGCUUUACACGUGGGCUCACUUGGCACAGGUGGCAUUUCAAACAGAGCAGUAUGCUGUAGCAAAGAGAGCCUGCAGAAAACUGUGGAUCCACUAUACCUACACCGACCCUGGGUCCCAGGGCAUGCAGGACAGACUGGCUACCACAGGGCUGCAUGUCCGGACCUUGCACAGCUCCUCUCCUCACCAGUGUCAAUUGUUCCUCACUUCCAUCUUCAUUGAGACGGAGAUCAACAUUCAGCAGCGAUCGCUCUAUUGUGAUUCCCUCAGUGAUAAUGGGCCAUUUGUCUGGGAACAGGAGGCCAGACUGGCAGAGUGUGAGCACAUGCUGGUGGCCGUGGACCUGGCCAAUUGGUUGAACGACGGUAGCGCCGCAGUGCAAGCUGUAGUUAUCUGUUACGGCCUCCUGGCUCCUCUAAUAUUCCAUCAGAUCGCUUGCGUCCCCGUUGUACAGGUGCUACAAAAAUGCUUGAUAGUUUUGGAGGAAAAUUCAAGUAUUCUCAAAGAAAAAUGGAUUGAAAACACCUCAAAGUCCGUCAUGCACAUGAUAGCCUGCAUCACCUACUACCUCUCCAAGGCAUCCCGUGUGCUCAGGCAGCAUCAGAUGGCUUCUGUGGUGAUGGGCUGUGGUAGCCGGCUGCUCCAAGAGCUCUACGAUGCUGAACUGAGGAGCAGUCGAGUUAACAGGAAGGCUGUGGGGUCUAAGAAAGAUCACGCUGCAAUCAAGGCUGAAAUGAAGACAUGUCUUCAGCUGAGAGCUCUGGAUUAUGAGAACAAGAAAGCGAUUGCAUCUGAAGCAGCGCUCAUCGACGACAACGCAAUCACAUACCCGCUGACUGGCUGUGAGGAUGCCUCCGUAUUGUACGAGUUAAUCUCCAACAGCACAUUAAACGACGCCUAUCCGAAAGUGAUGAAGCUCAGACACAAGGUGUAUUUUAUUGAGUUUUCGGCACUGAUUCUCCAGAGAGCCGUGGAAGAAGGCCACCCGGACCUCGUGUUGAAAUGGGGACAAAACAUGUUUGAUUUUUUAUGCAGGCGAGACGACGUGAAGUCCGCAAAAUGCUUGGAGGGAAAUGCUCCGGCUCCAAAAAGACAUGAACCACCACAGGUGAACAAGGGAACCCCUUCCCACGAUGGCACGAGGAAUAAACUCAAGCAGAACAUGCCGCACAGCAUGCUUCAGAGAGUGAAAACCAACAGGGACAUGCAGGCUGUGGAGAACCUGCUCGCCAUGAUGACGUCUGUGGUGCAGCGCCACAAGAAGCAGCUCCAGCUGAGGAGCAUCUGCUGUGGGGAGAGAGUGUGGAAGUCUCAGCUCAACUACAGCGUGGCCCAAGCCCAUUUAGCUCUGCUGUACCAGGGCCUGGACCAGCUGCACGGAGGAGCCCUGCAGCAGAGUUACAGCCAGUUAAAUCCCUCGUUUUUCUCUCUGGCCUACUCUGGCGUUCUGGUGCGGAGGAACCCACCGGGACAGACAUCCACCAAAUGUGAGGUCGUCUCAGAGAGAGGCUCCUCCCACUCCAGUGUUAUGGAAAAUGUUGUUGCACACAAAGAGAAGGAUGAAAAACAGGCGGCCAAAGUGGACGACUCUGUCUCAGAGAAGAGUUGUGAGGAAGGAGCGAUCUCUCAAACGGUGGAACAGCGGAUGGAGACUCAGAGACACGCUGCAGUCUUGCUGCUGGACUCUCUUAACAAAGCUGCUUUACAUCUCCAAAGGGCCAUGGUGUUGGCCCAUCGUGGCGGCCACUGGACGACUCUACAGUGUGUGUGUCAGACUGUGUGGGACCAAAGCUGCAGAAUCACUGUCCUGGUGCAGAGAGCUGCUCAGCAUGGAGCUCCCUCCUCCAUCACGGCAGACCAGCUGCACACCACCUGCACCCCACUGCUGCUGCUGGCCACUGACCUCAUCAUGGACAUGCUGAACACACUUGGGCUGUGGAGUUUGUAUGACAGAGACUUGACUGAGGAGGAGCUUGAGUCCAGUCUCCACUUCUCAGCCCCUCUGGAUAACAGCACCCAGGUGGACCUGCGUUGGGUCCGCACCCUGGUUCUGCACACUCUGGAGCGUCUCCAUGACGAUGGCAGAUGGGAAAGCCUGGCCCACUUUGCCUUAGUUUUUAACUCAUACACACGGGAACGUUAUGCUUUGAUCGUAACUCCUCUACUCGUCAAUGCUCAGAGGAGGCUGCUUGAACGGAUAGAUUCUUUCGGAGGACCUGUAGUCCCUCAACCUCACCACGUCCAGACACACAAGGCCACUGGCAAGGAGGUAACUUACAGGAGCUACGCAGACUCCCAGCUGCUCAUUGGGUGUAGAGCGCAUCCUCCACCGCAGCCGACCGUCCCCAGAAAAGCAGCACACACAAACCCCAAUCCUCGAGACACAGCUGAUCUUAAAGGUGCAGAGAUGCAGCGCUCCAUGUCCCUCGUGUGCGUUCCUCUGGAUGUAGAAGACACGCUGAGCUGUUAUCGUCAAGCUCUUGAGAGAAGACCACGUUGCCUCCAGGUCUUCCAGCACAGUCGCUCAUUACUGCUGCAACUUCUCGCAUUCACAAAGCCCUGCGUCGCGGCACAGUUGAAGCUCCGUCACAGCGGAAGUCUCGGACAUUCUGCGAGACUGGUUGAUUUCAAUCCCUUAAUUAUGCCAACUCCAAGCAUCCAGCCUUGCGACCUGGCCGAGGAGGACUACAGUACUCCAAAUGCUCUCUAUGCCUUCCCUAUCAGCCCCGAACACAUGCCGACUGUCAAUGCUGCAUACUCCAGCUCCAUUAAGUAUCUCCAGGCCAACAAGCACGACUCACUCAGAGUCAUGGCGCUGCAUGACAUGGGAAACCUACAGUUCUACAAUGGAAACACACGGGCCGCACACUCACACUGGAGUAACGCCGUCGAUUGUGCCUUACAGAGCUCAGGUGCUGUAAAUAAAUGGGACGGCGUGUCCUUUGGGGGUGGCUCCCUGCAACAAACCCUGAAAGAGGUCGGCAUUUGGGGAUGUCUCCAGGCUGCCGGGCUCACUGCUAAGAUCGCACGGUAUAUCUUAACGACUGAUAUCAGCGAGCGGACCAACUGCUGUCUCAUGUCUGCGCACCUCUUUAAGUGUGUGCUGUGUUGUUCCCUGGCUCAGCCACAGGCCGACCUCCAUUACGCCGAUCACCGCAUCGGGGAUGAGCUGCUCCCUGGAGUUGACCUUUUCUCUGAACCCCACCGGGUUCCCCUCAGCACCACCGUCACCAGCCUUAACUUCAUCUGCCACUGGCUUUUCAACACAGGCUACUACAUUACGCUUCUGCCCAUACUAGCCCUUUACCUACAUUUUGUGGGCAGUGUGUGCAGAGAUGUCCAACGUACUGUUGAGGGCAAAAUACUUCAGAUCCGUGCCCUGACUGAACUGUGUCUGUUCACUGAAGCUGUAAAGGAGACACUUGAGCUCACACACGGCUCCGGGUUCCUUCUGCCUCAUGGCCGCUACAUUACCAAAGAUCAUCGACAACCUGCGAAGACGUUUCACAGCAACAAGUCUCUCCUGGACAAUUCUGAGGCUUUGGAGGAACUUGUGAACUGUGACUUUGCUCCGGAGGUCCGAUCGAUGUAUGGAUCCACAUUGUGCCUCAGGUUCAACCUUGCUCGUGUUAAACUGGUCCUGGCGCUCAGUAACACCGUACAUGGCUCUCCUGUGGCAGAUACUGUUGAAAGAGAAGCUUGUGCCAGCGUGACAAGUUGUCCAGUGAACUCAAAACCCCAUGAACAGGACCGAUUGGACACUGAGGCCUCCAGUCUAAAGACAGCAGUGCUGACCCUUGGAAUCAAAAAGGAGAAGCUCACACUAGAAACAAUAAAGUUCCUUUUGCUGGAAGGAGCAUCCUCCUUGUUGCACUCUAUUUCCCGUCAGCUCACACCUCAGUCCUGCAGUGAAAUGGAGAACCUGGAACUGUCCAUAGAGUACAAUCUUCUAAAGGCCAAUCUAUACCUGCAGCAAGGACAUGCUGCAAAUAGUUCUGAGAUGGUAAUUUCAGCCUUGGAGCUACUGCAGACAUGUCCUGGGAUCAUGAGAAGAAUCAGACCUAGAUCUCAUAAACCCGAGAUCCCACAUGCCAGGACUGGAAUUGAACAGGUAGGUUCUAAAGGUUGCAGUGUGCCAAACCUCCUGCAUGAAGACUGUCCCAGAGCAGUGGAGGCCAGUGAGAGAAUUGAAGUUUCUCUCUGGCUGCGUUGCCGCCUGGCUCUGGUCCGCAGCUUAGCUGCACAGAUUCCUGGCACUGCUGACCUUCUCCCAGGUAAAAACAUCAAUGAGGAAGCAGCUCGGAUGUUGCAGGAGGGACUUGAUGAAUGUGCACGAUGGGGAGACCUGGAUAGUCAGGCCUUCUUGUUGGUCGAAGCGGCUGAAUUGGAAUCGCAGAGAGGCAAGACUGACGACAGCAUGGCAAUACUACUGCAGGAAGCUGUGACCCUGCUGUCAGGACGGACUUGCAUGCCACCCGGUUCCAGUGUCACUCUGGCUCGGGCCACUUUGCUGCUCAGUGACCUGAGAGAAGGACAGAGCACCACACUUCUAAAACUGACACAGGAACUCCUGAAAAAGCAGCUGUGUGUUUUUGGUGAGAGUGUGGAGUUGGAUGAUGGAAAAGCAUGUUUCGCUCCUUCUGGACCCGACAACGUCUACCUCCCUUACCUCUCCAUACUUGAUCAGACCACUUUGCGAAUUGAUCAAAUCCUCGACCGUGUUGCCAUGCCAAUGCCAGUCUCUGCCCCGUCGUCACAAUCCACUUCCGGGCAGCAUUCACACCAGUCCAGCCAGAUUGAGAGAACAUCUCAAGCACCAGUUCCAUCUCUGAACAACCCAAGUACCACCAGUUCUACGAGCCGCCCAUAAGAUCAGCCGGACAGGCUCACUCAUAAUGUGUUGCAUUUGACAUUUCUCAGUCCUGCGCUUACCGAG
Molecule: messenger RNA, 7794 nt
Organism: Pseudoliparis swirei
Lineage: Eukaryota; Metazoa; Chordata; Actinopteri; Perciformes; Liparidae
Product: cilia- and flagella-associated protein 54-like
Exons: 57
Coding region: 1-7728 (2575 amino acids)
Biological process (GO): cilium assembly
Source: RefSeq, a predicted model, not a curated record